This is a messenger RNA of Thamnophis sirtalis, 1997 nucleotides long. The record is from RefSeq and is a predicted model, not a curated record. NCBI's taxonomy places the organism in Eukaryota, Metazoa, Chordata, Lepidosauria, Squamata, Natricidae.
ACGCGUGGAGCGAUGCUUCUUCAACCGACCCCCGUUGCCAGAGACGAGCGGCUUCUUGAUCAGGCUUUAUCCGGGAAAUGCACCUCUUAAUCUUUCCCCUUGGCCAGCCAACAUCGGGCUUCAAUGGCGGAGGCUGUCAUGGCCCGCUACGACCCGGUGGUCUCUUCUCGCUCCGUUUGCGUCUAUACGAGCUGCUAUUGUGAAGAAAAUAUCUGGAAACUUUGUGAACAUAUCCGAAGCAAGAAUCAAUACCCUUUAGAAGAAUUUUAUGCUGUUUUCAUUUCCAAUGACAGAAGGAUGGUGCCACUUUGGAAGCAGCAGGCAGGACGUGAGGAUCAGCCUGUGAUCUGGGAUUACCAUGUUAUUUUGUUACAUGUGUCGAAGGGAGACCAGAACUAUAUCUAUGAUCUUGAUACUGUCCUACCUUUUCCAUGCCCCUUUGGCACUUACAUUGAAGAGGCUUUCAAAUCGGACAGCAUUAUUGACGCUGAAUUUCGAAGGAAAGUCAGAUUGGUUCGAGCUGAUACGUAUCUGAAGAAUUUUGCUUCUGACCGAUCGCACAUGAAAGAUGCCAGCGGGAACUGGCGGAAAUCUCCUCCCCUGUAUCCAUGUAUUGAAACUGCAGAUUACAAGAUGAAUCUGGAUGACUUUAUUAGUAUGAAUCCAAAGGCAGGCUGGGGUUCUGUGCUGAAACUCCCUGAUUUUGUGCAAAAAUUUGGCAGUCAGACCUAUGAAGAAGAAUAAUGAAGAGUCAAAUCUAAAAGAGUUUCCAACCAGCAUUAAGACUCCUGUCUUUAAUCAAAACUGUCAAUGUUAUCAUCUCGGCAAAUUCCAUCAUCUUCGCCAUCCAUUCUUCAUUAUGGGUAUUGUCAAAUCUUUUUGCACUAUUACGCAUAUAAAAGUUUUACUGCUGUUGUCAUACAGUUAAAAAAAAAGUUCCCAGAGUUUAUUUUCCAUUUUUUUUCACAAUCAGUCUCAAACAUUUCUAGUUUCAGUUGCAUAUCAAUCUUUAAUAUCUUCUGGAUUAAGGAUUUGAAACCAAAAAAUAGCUUUUUCGAAUGUUCACCAAGCAUGAUUAAAAACGUUUCCAGUUAUGAAUUUUUGAUGUUAAGAGAUCCUGGAAACAGGAGAGUUGGGACUAACAGUGGCCUAUCACUAGAUGUCAGUCUUUACUUCUAGUCUCUCAGUAAAACAAAGCAGUAGGAAAAUGUUUGUUUCUUAGGUAUCUUUUUUCUCCUCAAGUGGGUAGUUUAAUAAGAGCCAUAAUGAUCAACAAACCUCCUUCAGAGGUCUUAGUGACUUCUUUAGGUAUUAGGCACCAUCAUACGAUGUUACACAGGGCGUCGCCACAAAAACCAACAUGGCUGGCUUAUCAUAAGUCUUCAACAAUUCCCCGUCCCAACAAGAACUCAUGAUAUUGUGAGGUUCUUGCCUGAUUCAAGUGAGAACUUAGGCAUAAAUCAUUUGCAUCUCAUCAGAUAUGGGGGCGUAGAUACCAUUGCCAGCCACUUUGACUCUCUAUGUCCUGGUGAACAUCAUUUUAAUUGGCUGUUGGCUUAGAGCAGGGGCGUCAAACUCGAUUUCAUUGAGGGCCGCAUCAGGGUUGUGUUUGAUCUUGGGUGGGGGAGGGACAGGGGCGGACGUGGCCAGCUCAACCUCGUGUCAGGGUGGUGGCCUGAGCGCUCUGCCAGCAAAAACCUGCUCCUGACCUCUGUUUUUGGCUAUGACAGCUUCCUGCAACCCUCUGCCAGCAGCCCUCCUGAGCUCCGUUUGCACUGGCAAAGCCGGUCCUUGGCUGUUUUCAGGGUGGCCCCUUGGACCAGAUCUAAGCACAAUGUGAGCCAGAUCUGGGCCCCAGGCCUUGAGUUUGACACCCUUGGCUUAGAGUUUGGGUGGAUCCCUCUGGUUGGCAUGAGCUAAUGGGAGUGUCAGGCCUGAAGUUAUAUCCCUUUUAGGAUCUUUGGCCUGCCACACUCUCUCUUAUUUCAUUAUGCUGU